CUCCACCUCCUCCACCUCCUCCUCCACCGAGCAAACUCAAGAAGUUACCAGAUCCUGCCGGCAACUCCUCUGGACCGAGGAGAACCGCGUGUGUGUGUGAGUGUGUGUGUGUGAGGCAGCAGAGUAAUGUCAGUGUUAGCACACAGCACAGAGCACGUCCGGAGCCGGUAGUCGUUUGGAGCAGAACACCGGUGUUGUGAAGAAAAACGCGUCCGUCCGUGAACUCAGCACCAACGGCCGAUAAAAGUUAAAAAGCAGAAGAAGAAGAAGAAAAAAUGCCUCCGAAGCAGAAGUCCAAGUCCUGGGAGGAGCUGAAACAAGCCGGGAACAAUUGUUUCAAGACGGGCCAGUACGGAGACGCCACCAACCUUUACAGCCAGGCCAUCAAUGCGCUGGAGAAGUCCAGUAAAAAGAACCCGGAGGAUUUGGGCAUUUUGCAUUCGAACCGCGCAGCAGCUUACCUGAAAGACGGCAACUGUGCAGAGUGUGUGAAAGACUGCAACACGUCUCUCGAGUUGUUCCCGUUCAACAUCAAGUCUCUGCUGCGUCGUGCCGCCGCCUACGAAGCUCUGGAGCGCUACAGGAACGCUUACAUCGACUACAAGACGGCUCUGCAGAUCGACUGCAACAUCGCGGCCGCUCACGACGGCACCAACAGGAUGACGAAGGCGCUCACAGAAGCAGACGGUCUUUCGUGGAGAGAAAAGCUUCCUCCCAUCCCCACCGUCCCUCUGUCUGUCCGAGAAAAACUAACCCAGAAAACUACAGCAAGCGCCGCCCCGCAGCCGAACCCAGCACCACAGCCGAACCCAGCACCCCAACAGAACCCAGCACCGCAACAGAACGGCACCAAACAACCAACCAAACCUGCUCCCAGCGACAAAGACAAGAAGAAAGCCCAAACCCUGAAAGAAGAAGGCAACUCCCUCGUGAAGAAAGGCGAGCACAAGAAGGCCAUAGAGAAGUACAGCCAGAGCCUCAAACUCAACCCGACCGAGAUCACGACUUACACCAACCGGGCGCUGUGUUACCUGUCGGUGAAGCAGUACAAAGACGCCGUCAGAGACUGUGACGAGGCUCUGAUGAUUGACAGCAGCAACAUCAAGGCCCUCUACAGGAGAGCUCAGGCUCACAAGGAGCUCAAGGACAUCAAGGCGUGCGUGGACGACCUGAACAACCUGCUCAAAGUGGAACCAAAGAACUCGGCCGCCCUGAAGCUGCUGCAGGACGUGCAGAAGAAGAAGUGAUGACACAUCAGGGACUCUGGAGACGGCGGUAAGGAUCUGUCACUGCGCUGCGUUACAGAAAGAAGAAGAGGACGAAGAAUCCCUGACGUCUUCACGAGCAGCGACACGAUUCGACCGUUUCAAAGUCAGAGGACGCGAGCGCGCGUUUCCCAAAAGCUUCCCCUCGUACCGAACACGUGUUUUGAUCCCUUCGACUGUCGCUGGAACAAACGCGAGCUCGGCCACGAGACGCUUCUGGGAAACGCAGCUGAGAACUGAAGAAGAAAGAAUGUUUGUAUCUCACCAGUUUUAAGUCACUGAGUAUUUAUGGUUAUUUAAAAGAGCUGAAGUUUAUUGACACAUCAGAAUUCUAACCGAGAAUAAGCUUUUGCCAUCGCCGUGUGACGUGACGUUUAGAAGGCGGAGCUCCUGCUCGACAACUAAACUUAAGUUCACUGUUGACCUUGAAUUGUUGAUACCUUGUUCGAUAACACGAUAAAAAGAAAUCAGACAGACACAGCAGCAUUUUAAUAUUCUGUCAAAAAACAACCAACCGUCUUUAACUCUCUCUCUGUCUCACUGUGAUCGUUGGUCGACUGCACGGGAGGCGGAGGAAGAGCGAGCUGGAGUUUAUUCACGACUUAAUCAGUCGUGGAUGGCGGCGUUCUGAUUGUAGAUCUGUUUUUUUAAUAACUUCAGUACUUUGGAUAGUCAACGUUUAAUUAACGGAGAUUGUAUUGUUUGAAACCUGAGCAACUCGAGGUCCGCUUACUGCCAUCAACUGACGCACGCUUCAAAACCAUCGACGUACAUCAUGUAUGUCAUUUAAUAUCUAUUAAUGUGCAUUAUAAUGUGAGAUUUAUUUGUAAAUUCACUUGAGUAUUUAGCAUAUCUACCACAGGUAAUAUUGACAUCAUCUCACAGAAAAGUACUUGUUGCAAUACUUCCCAUUAUUAUGUAUUAUUCUAUAGAACGUCAGAGUAGAACGCCCAUCACUAAAUACCCGAAACUCGGUGAUCCAGUUUUCUGGAGGUUACCGAGCGAUUUAAUCGCUGCGGUUCGACCCACCGCCACAUCGAAGCCGGCUUCACGUCACCGGUGAUUGUAAAAGGUUUAUUCUGUGUUUGAAUUACAAGAAAUCAGCCUUUUUUCUUUCACACCAUGUUCUACUCUCAGGUAGUUUAUUUAUCCUAUAUUUGGUUUUCUGAGGCUUUGAGUGAACGUUUGUCAGAGGAUCGAUGUUUCUGGUGUUUACGUCAUAUCGAGACGGAUUGAAGAGAUCAUAAAACUCAAGGUCUUGUAUCUCUGAACCCUCUUUAGUCAAACUGGUCGUCAUAACUCUGAUAUGACGUGAACGUAGCAUCGGUCUUUAUCCUGUUUGUCAGUUUAUAUUGGUAAGGUUUGGUCCGAUACAACCCGUGUCCUGCCUCGUGUCAGGAUGUCUGAAUGUCUCGUCACUCUGACAGUUUACUGAUCAGUUUGUUUCCUUUCCAUUUGAAGGUUUAUGAACCAAGUGAAACUGUCCUCAGACGGGUCAUCAUCAAGUACUGUCUCUUAUUUUUUUUCCUAAUAUCCUUGUUCUGUUGUGAAAUUCUACUGUAGCUCGGCCGUCUCCAUCUUUGCCCAAAGUGCCUGUUUAUCAUCCUCCGUCUGCUACUUUGGAUUAGUUUAACACCUCGAGCUCUGCUCUCUCUCUCGUCUGUAAGUUACAGCUACACUUAGGAUUACUGCCCGACCCCGCCUGCAAACUAAGAUCCUUUUUUUUUUUGUUUGUUUGUUUCAUCACAUCUGAUUUUUGUCGACCUGCUUGUGUUUUAACUGCAAAUAAACGUAAUAAACAAUGA
Larimichthys crocea (large yellow croaker) is the source of this 3070-nucleotide messenger RNA. It is a transcript of the gene tomm34, whose product is annotated as translocase of outer mitochondrial membrane 34. The record is from RefSeq and is a predicted model, not a curated record. Gene Ontology annotation, cellular component: mitochondrion; cytosol. The transcript has 8 exons. Gene Ontology annotation, molecular function: heat shock protein binding. Bases 276 to 1247 code for a protein of 323 amino acids. NCBI's taxonomy places the organism in Eukaryota, Metazoa, Chordata, Actinopteri, Sciaenidae.